AUGGAACCCCCACCGAAGCGCGCUGGUGUCUCCAAAGCCGCGGUGGGGCAGAUGCGGGCCACCAACGAUUUGGAGGCGAACUUCGAGACGUGCUCGACGCUCGCCAGCGCCGCGGCUUCGCAGGGGUGCUCCAUACUCUUCCUCCCCGAGUGUUUCGCGUACAUCGGAAUAGCGGGAAAUGACGCGCUGGCGGUGAUGGAACCCCUGGACGGCCCGCUGAUGGCACGGUACAGGCAGCUGGCGAAGGACACCGGCGUGUGGCUGUCCCUUGGGGGCUUUCCGGAGACGGGACCGGACGCGGAUCACAGGUACAACACGCACGUCCUCGUGGACUCCGACGGGGACGUGCGCGCCAGCUACAGGAAGAUUCACCUGUUCGACGUCGACAUUCCGAACGGCCCUGUGCUGAUGGAGAGUAAGACGGCGUCACCCGGCGAUGCAAUCGUCGCGGCUGAUUCGCCGAUAGGGCGGCUUGGCAUGACGGUGUGCUACGACCUGCGAUUCCCGGAGCUGUACUCGCGGCUGAGGCACGAGAUGGGCGCACAGAUCAUGCUGGUACCGUCAGCCUUCACCAAACCCACGGGUGAGGCACACUGGGAGGUGUUGCUGAGGGCGAGGGCGAUCGAGACGCAGAGCUACGUCAUCGCCGCGGCGCAGGCAGGGGUUCACAGCGAGAAACGGGAGAGCUACGGGCACGCGAUCAUCAUUGACCCGUGGGGGAAGGUUUUGGCCAAACUCGAGGAUCCGGACAACGGCAUCGGCAUAGCGACCGCGGACAUAGAUCUCGGGUACCUGGAGGACGUGAGGGAGAGGAUUCCGGUAGAUAAACAUAGGCGAAAGCUGGAGACAUUCGAAGCGACCGUCGAGAAGGAGUAG
This is a messenger RNA of Micromonas commoda, 876 nucleotides long. RefSeq names its product hydrolase, carbon-nitrogen family protein (gene NIT). Lineage: Eukaryota; Viridiplantae; Chlorophyta; Mamiellophyceae; Mamiellales; Mamiellaceae. Gene Ontology annotation, molecular function: hydrolase activity, acting on carbon-nitrogen (but not peptide) bonds, in linear amides. The record is from RefSeq and is a predicted model, not a curated record. The transcript has a single exon. The coding region runs from base 1 to 876 and encodes 291 amino acids.